This is a messenger RNA of Sordaria macrospora k-hell, 807 nucleotides long. RefSeq lists its product as uncharacterized. The record is from RefSeq and is a predicted model, not a curated record. Lineage: Eukaryota; Fungi; Ascomycota; Sordariomycetes; Sordariales; Sordariaceae.
AUGGCAAACCGCGCCCCUGAAGCCCCGAUGUCCACUGGCCCGGUCGUCCCUCUAUACAUGGGGGCCUACGAGGAACUCAACACCCUCUGGACGACCAGGGAGAGAAACCUAACGCUCUCCUACCUCAACCACACCAACCGCGACAAAUGGAUCAUCUACUGCAUCCGUUGCCUUGCCGUGAUCAUGGCAGGACCUCCUCAAGAGGGAUCGGAGCCUGCUUCAAACGUGCCUCGCCCUCACGCGCCGGCGCCGACUCAAGCUGUUUGCCCUGCGGUUCGCGUCCUUGAGAUGCAAAGCGCAAGCACGGAGAUUAAUGCCAUCUGGCACAGUAGAGUGUACCAUAUCAGCGUCAGGUACAUGAACAGUCCCAACCGCGACGGUUGGCUGGUUCACUUCGUCCGUUGUUUGGCGAAGAUUGUGGAGGGCCCGCUCCGGACCCAGCCUGCCGCUCCCGCUGCUGGAAACGCAACGAGGGUACACCACAGUGUCACCUAUGAUCGGCCGAGGUGGUUCAAGACCGAGGGCAAUGGUACCAUUACCAUGUCGUACGGCGUACAACUGAACGGAGCUCGCGUCACGCUUUGCCUUCCUGCUGGUGCUAAGCUCUACGCUGCCAGUUUUGCCAGGGUUUCUGUCCUUGCGGACCAUGGCUAUGCGCCUGUCCCUAAAGGCGACAUCAAGACGGAGACUAGAGAACCUGCCAAGCACGCUGCCAGCGUCAUUCAGUGGCGUGAUCUGUCGAGCAGCUUUUCAGUCCAGCAGCUCCAGCAGCAUCCUACCACCGUCAAGCAGGAACCAUUGGCGUGA